Messenger RNA from Mytilus trossulus (common blue mussel), 1648 nucleotides. RefSeq lists its product as uncharacterized. The transcript has 5 exons. The coding region runs from base 93 to 1076 and encodes 327 amino acids. The record is from RefSeq and is a predicted model, not a curated record. NCBI's taxonomy places the organism in Eukaryota, Metazoa, Mollusca, Bivalvia, Mytilida, Mytilidae. Gene Ontology annotation, molecular function: protein binding.
CAUAAUUUUACAUGACAUCAUAAUAGUUCCGGCAAGACCCUAUUUUAUUUAUACAGAACAUAGUGACAUACAUCUUCAUAUAGAGAUACACCAUGUUCUGGUAUUUGGCUAUUUGUUCCCUUCCAUUUGUUCUUGGAUCUUAUAGUUCCAAGUAUUUUUACAUGGAUGAAAAUUGUAACAGAGAAAUUAGUAUGGACACUGAAAGAAUUGAGACUGCAAAGUUAAAGCUGACACGAUAUAAAGAUUAUUCCAGAAAUAUGAACUGUGUACUUAAAUUAAAAGCGCCUUCAAACAAGAAAAUCAUGAUAUAUUUUACAAAGAUUGAUAUAAAAGAAUCUAGAUUCUCUAUUGGAUACUCAUGUGAAGAUUAUCUUGAAUUAUAUGAUGGAUCGGACACAUCAAACAGACAUCUUUCAGGGUUACGACAUGACAAGAUAUGUGGAGAAGAUGAACCUAAACGUGCAUUUUACACCACAGGACAGUACCUAACUUUAAGGUUCAAAAGUGACGGUACCAGACAGGAUGAUGGAUUUUCCCUGUAUUUUACUUCUUUUCAUUCAGGUGUUUGCAAUGGGACAAAUGACUUUAAAUGUAGACUAGGACAGUGUAUAUCCAAAAGACUUCAGUAUGAUGGCUACAAUCAGUGUGGUGACAAUAGUGAUGAAAACAGAGUGAUAUCAGCGUCAUCUCUCGCCAAAAUUCUGGGGGCAAUUGCAGCUGUGGUGGUGAUUGGUCUGAUUGUGUUUGCAGUGUUUUACUUUUACCGUAGAAGCCGUGGACAAUCUAGAGGAACGGUACUUAAGCAACAGCAUGAUACUAUACCAAUGGCUGCUCAACCAGUUCCAAAUCAGUAUCCAGGACAACAACCUGGAUAUCCACAACCCCAGCAACCAGGAUAUCCACCACCGGCAGGAUAUCCGACACAACAAGGAUAUCCAGCACAACCGGGAUAUCCUGCACAGCCAGGAUAUCCAGCACAGCCGGGCUAUCCACCACAACAAUAUCCCUCCGGAGAAGCUGUCCCACCACCAUACAGUGAUAACCCAUACCCAUACGGAGCACCAGGAAAACAGUAAACCAGUAAUAUGUGACGGACUUCUAUUUCUUUUAUUUCAUGAUGAAAUUAAGGUUCUAAUUUGAGUCUUCCUUGACUAUUGUAAUGAGUACACCUUUUGACUGAUAAUUUUUAAUACAUAUUGUAAAAACAAAAAUGUAUGAAUGAAAUCUAAAAUUCAAGGCUUAUAUUUAUAAGGCAAUAUAUAAAGUGAUUAUGUAUUCUGUUUUAUACAUCCAUCUGUCCACACUUUGUAACCACAACUUCUCCAAAACUAAUGGUGGGUUUGGACUGUUUUCUGCUCUUAUGUCAGGUUGUUUUCAGAGGCGGAUUUAGGGGGGGCCCAGGGGGGAAAAAUUUGGUUGCUUAUAUAGGGAAUCAUUGAAGCGUGACUGGAGCGGGCCCCCUCUUAGGUCAGUCAGUGGGGCCCCACUAAUGAAAAUUCCUGGAUCCGCCACCGGUUUUCUCUUACACACAUUCCCCAUUCCCAUUCUAUAUUUAAUGUACAUGUAUAUUCCUGUUUGAAGUUUUGUUGUUCAGAUGUUAUUCCCUUUUGCAGUUAGUUAAUAUUUUAUAAAGAGAUUUUGCACUAAC